CCAGCGAAAUACGGAAACAGUAUUUUAAGCUCGGAUAAAGUUAAGUAAGACAAGGAUAUCAAUGGCAUAUAAAUUUACAAUUUACUUCUUGGUGAUGUGCUUGUGCCUUCGGAUGAGCCUGGCCAUGCCAUCGUACGAAGACGACAGGAUUGAGCUUGAAAAAGAUCAACACGCUAGGCAAGCUCGAUAUUUGCUGGCAGAACCGUCUUUUUCGCCAAAUGUCAAUGCCAAACGGCAAUCGGAGAUUAUCAACACGAUACUUGGGCUACCGAGGGAUAUCGAUAAAAUGGGAUACGACCAACCCUACCCUCCACGUCGCCCACCGUGGUACAAAGAAGGUGAUAAACCCAAACGCACACUAUUACAGAAUCCGUUAUUCAAGGAGUAAAAAGGUAAACAAACCCUACGUCACUUGCCAGCACCGAAAAAACUCUUCACAUUAACGCUAUGUGAAAAUUUACAUGGAUUUUUGCCACCAUAAAAAUCACGUAAAACUUACGUGAAUUGCAGAGCUCGCGCAACAAGCAGAUUUCACGUAAUGUUCAUAUGAGUUGUAUGUUAAAUCAACGUAGAUCGAAUGUGGGAAGGGAUUCGUUCUGCUACAUGUAAUUCACGUAGAUUUCAUUGUCAUAUCAACGCAGGGAGUUUUCUCGGAUAGUUUGACUAAUAUGUUUUGAUUUUGAAAGUAAUCUUUAUUGUUCCACAAAAUUACGCUUGCUCUUUUCCAUUUUCAGAAUUUUUUUCACUACUCACUUCAUUCAAAUUAUAAAACACAAAAAUUGGAAUCUGUUUUGCCUCUAACAAUUGCUUAGCCAUCUCAGCUGUCUCAAUUUUUAUUCUUGUUGAAAAAAAAUCAAAAAUGUAAAUAGCAACCAUAUAACAAAAUAUUAUUACUUACGAAAUAAAUAUCAGCUUCUCCAUCA
Molecule: messenger RNA, 923 nt
Organism: Uranotaenia lowii
Lineage: Eukaryota; Metazoa; Arthropoda; Insecta; Diptera; Culicidae
Exons: 2
Coding region: 62-388 (108 amino acids)
Source: RefSeq, a predicted model, not a curated record